Molecule: messenger RNA, 558 nt
Organism: Castor canadensis (American beaver)
Lineage: Eukaryota; Metazoa; Chordata; Mammalia; Rodentia; Castoridae
Source: RefSeq, a predicted model, not a curated record
AUGGUUGAAGGAAUAAGCCAAGAACAUGGGGACCAGGACACGGUGCUGGGGCUGAGCUUCCAGGUCCUCCUGGUCUUACAGCUGUUUGCACUCAUAACCUUUGGGGAGGAGGCACGCUGUCUGUCACCGACAUCAUCCGGGGCACACCCAGAGCCCCAGUCCUUGCCGCAGCCCACACAGUGUGCCACAGCAGGCCCUGCUCUCCACAGGGGCAUGGAGAGGAAGAACUUGGGGUGCUGUGAGGCCUCAAAGAAGCUGGGGCUAUCCUUCUCCAUCGAGGCCAUCCUCAAGAGGCCCACAGAGAGGAGGGAUAUGGUCAGAACACAAAGGGCAAGUGGAGAGGACCCCAAGCAGACAGCAGCCACAGGCUCCAGCCUGGUGAGGACCCCACAGGACCAGCCCCAGGAAGAGAGGAAGAGCAAGCGGAGGGUCCGGACCACCUUCACCACCGAGCAGCUGCAGGAGCUGGAGAAGCUCUUCAACUUCACCCACUACCCUGACGUUCACGUCCGCACCCAGCUGGCCGCCAGGAUCAACCUGCCUGAAGCUCGGGUGCAG